AUGGACGAGAUAUUUCACGUACCUCAGGCACAGCAGUAUUGUCAUGGUGAUUACUACACCUGGGAUCCAAAACUAACAACACCACCAGGGCUGUAUCUGGCCAGUAAUGGGAUGGCCUGGAUAGGUGGCAUGUUUGGCUAUGAUUUCUGUACUGUAAAUACAUUGCGUUUCACAAAUAUACUGUUCUCAAUUGGAUUGUAUUUCACUCUGAUCUCUCUGGUCAUCACGUUGCAUCCAGCCAUCAAGCAUGACUGGAGAACACACAUGUAUGCACUGACAUUGACAUGGUUCCCUGUUGGCUUCUUCUACAACUUUCUAUACUACACUGAUCCUGGAUCCACAUGGCUAGUCUUGCAGUCUUAUUUACUAGCGAAAAAGAAGAGAUACAGACUUGCCGGUAUUAUCAGUAUGGCUUCACUGACAUUUCGUCAAACCAAUGUCAUCUGGCUGUGCCUUUUUAUGAUGGUAACCAUCAUAGAUAUCCUAAGCCAUGUCAGCAAUAGCAAAAAGAACGAAGAUACCAGCAUUGCAUUGUACAAUCCAGCAUGCGCAUCGAUCCACCAGCCAGCACAAGCAAUGCAGUCUAUUUACAGCCUCGUUGCCAACACGCUGGUGAACAUUAGGAUUGUGCUACCUGCCAUCUGGACCUUUCUAUUGGGCAUGGCCUCAUUUGCUUUAUUUCUGGUUUGGAAUGGCGGCAUCGUCUUGGGCGAUCGCUCAAAUCAUGUUGCUGGCUUGCAUUUCCCUCAAUUGUUCUACUAUUCAUCCUUCUUGUCGUUCUUUGCAGCUCCUUGGACAUUGUCUCUGGCAUCAGUAUUGAAGCUGCUUAGCAUCAAGAGUUUUGUUUAUGGUAUCGCAUCCACUCUGCUGACAUUAUUUUUUGUCCAUCGAUAUACACAUGAGCAUCCCUUUCUCCUGAGCGACAAUCGACAUUACACCUUCUAUGUAUGGCACAAGAUCUACAGGCGCCACUGGACCGUGCGCUACUUGCUUUCUCCUGUGUACACAGUGAGUGAAUUCUUGAACAUCCAGGCAUUUGCUAAUCAUACAAGCUUUUUACUGGUUGUUGGGUACUUGGUUGCACUUGUACUCACUCUAGUCCCGUCACCGUUACUUGAAUUCCGUUACUUCAUCAUUCCGUUUCUGUUUUAUAUGGUGCAUAUUCCACCCCCCACUCAAACACCACGCACGAUCCUUGGCCUGGGGUUAUAUUUCUCUAUCCAUCUUGUUACUGUCUAUCUGUUUGUGUACAAACCUUUUGUGUGGACAAAUCAGCCAGAUCAAUUACAACGAUUCAUGUGGUAA
Molecule: messenger RNA, 1305 nt
Organism: Mucor velutinosus
Lineage: Eukaryota; Fungi; Mucoromycota; Mucoromycetes; Mucorales; Mucoraceae
Exons: 7
Coding region: 1-1305 (434 amino acids)
Biological process (GO): dolichol-linked oligosaccharide biosynthetic process; protein N-linked glycosylation
Cellular component (GO): endoplasmic reticulum
Molecular function (GO): dolichyl pyrophosphate Glc2Man9GlcNAc2 alpha-1,2-glucosyltransferase activity
Source: RefSeq, a predicted model, not a curated record